AGAUUGGUCAUCGGUUGAAGUGUCAUCAGCUCGAGGUAACGAUUAGGGCACGGUGUGAACCCACCGUGAGGUCUGGGAGCGGAUCGCCGGGCAGCACAACGAUUGACGUCACGAAUGCGAUAGGCGGCCAAGAUGGUUGUCAAUGUUGAUAAGUGGUUUGGUUACUCGGAGGACCAGUGAUAAGGGAGCCCCAGUGCGGUGCGGCAUUAUGCCCGUCAAGUAAUACGAGGCUCGUGACUCGCUGGAGGAGCCGGCGAUCGUUGGCGCACGACGAGGGAUGGCGGACGGCGAAGAUGCGACCGAGCAGGAGAUCCGACGUGCUCUGGACGUCGUGCAGUCCAUGAUCGACAUCUCCGCUGAUCGACUGGAGGGCUUGCGGACUCAAUGCUCUACCAGCGCAGAACUCACCCAGCAGGAGAUAAGAACGCUCGAGGGGAAACUAAUAAAGUUGUAUGCUAAACAACUUGUAACAAAAGCCAAAUUGGCUGCAGACUCAUUACCAGCUGAAAUGAGACAAUAUCCAUCAUUACAACAAUGGUUGCGAGUUGUCGGUCUCGCCCCAGAAUCAAUCCAGAUUGUUUGUUCCAAAGCUAAUUCCCUUGAGGCCCUGAAAGAGAAGUCUGAGCAUGAGUUGAGCAGUAUGUUAGGUGAAAAUAAUGUAAGAUAUGAGGAAGAACUUCGUAGACUGUGCAGAGCAUUACAUAAUUUACGAAGAUACAUAGAUGUUCUUGUGAGAGGAGAUAUGGAAAAUAACGAUAUGAAUUUAUACUGGGAUUCUUGGGACAGACAUCAGUUACGUACGGGGGCCUCCCCUAGGCCGAUUCGAUCUCGUACUACACGGUGUUCCGUUCCAUCAGAAGAUAGCAUUCCAUAUCAUCAUAAUAACAACAAUUUAAACAGUGAUAUAUUAGCGCAAGCUUCUUCUGUAUCAUCUUUGACGUCAACUAGUCCUCCCUGUACCCCACUAUUAUCAAGGCAAGGAUAUGGAAUUAAAUGUCCAACAACUCCUCCACCGUGCAAGAAACAUCAGAUUGGUGUGCAAAAUAGCAUGCCACAACCCGAAGCGUUCCCAUUAACUAAGUCAAAAUCUCACGAAUCGCAAUUAGCAGAUCGUCUUGAAAAUGGAGAUGCAACGUCUAGUUGUGGAAAUGAGUCUCACGUUGGCGCCAUAGGAAGAAGAAAUCGUUUACCAACGGAACCAGGUUCAUGCUAUAAUACAACAGAUUUUGUAGGAGAAAGUCUCUUGCCAAACAGUAAUAGUCCUGUUAAAUCACCACCUUACUCUAGUGCAGAAAGUGAUGACAACAGCUUUAAGGGAACAGUAACAAGUCUACAAGUGCCAAAAUCUCCACGUACUCCGACUGUGACCCGCGGCAUGGGUCAUAUAAUUGCUCACCGCUUUACCAAAACUUUUAAGAUGAUGACAACAUGUGACUACUGCGAGAAGCAAAUGUUCAUAGGCACUGGUUUAAAAUGCAAGGAGUGUAAAUAUAAAUGCCACCGAGAUUGUGAAUCUAAAGUACCUCCCUCAUGUGGCCUACCUCAGGAACUCUUUGACGAGUUUAAACGAACUGUACAAGCUGACGGUAUGAUAAAUGCUUCUCCAAUAUUAAGCAAGCCUGGUAUAACAUCUCCAAAUCACCAUAAUUCAAAUUUAUUAGCUUCUUUAAAUCGAAGAGAUCGGAAACGGUCACAUCCACACUCUUCUAUGAACAUACCUUUUCAGGGCGCAGAUUCUAGUUCAAAUACUUCGAGCUGUAAUAGCUCAACGCCUUCUAGUCCAGCAUUACUACCUGCCAAUACUAGCCAGACUCCACAGGCUCCUGUCAAACAGCAGUUUCAUUUCCCAGACGUCGUACUGAAUGAAAAAGGAGUGACACUGGAGACGCACAAACUCGAAGGUACAACAAUGUCGAGUGAUAGCGAGAGAACAGUAAGUGUUUCAGGAUCUGGUAGUGUUAGCACAGAUUCAGAAAGGACACCGGUGAGAGUUGAUUCUCAGGAUUCUCAAGUUUCCGACGGCGAACCCGGAGAUGGUCGUUGGCCUCGGCAAAACAGUUUGUCGAUGCGGGAGUGGGACAUUCCAUAUGACGAAUUGAAGAUUGGCGAGCCGAUUGGCACGGGAAGAUUUGGUACCGUAUACAGAGGCAAUUGGCAUGGAGAUGUUGCAAUUAAAGUCUUGAAUAUGGAUUAUUACUUGGAUGAUGAUAAGACAUUAGAAGCAUUCAAAUUAGAGGUAGCCACAUUCCGAAAAACUCGACAUGAAAAUCUAGUUUUAUUUAUGGGAGCUUGUAUGAAACCUCCUCGAUUGGCUAUAGUAACUAGCAUGAGUAAAGGCAUGACACUUUAUACUCAUAUUCAUUUACGAAAGGACAAAUUUAAUAUGAAUAAAACUACUAUUAUCGCUCAACAGAUUUCUCAGGGUAUGGGAUAUCUUCAUGCUCGUGGAAUAGUGCACAAAGAUCUUAAGAGUAAAAAUAUAUUUUUAGAAAAUGGAAAAGUUGUAAUAACAGAUUUUGGUUUGUUUAGUGUUACCAAAUUGUGCUACGGAAAUAGGAAAGGAGAUGGACUGAGCAUACCACCUGGUUGGUUAUGUUACUUAGCGCCCGAAAUCGUUCGACGACUGAGGCCACAACAAAAUCGGGAUCAAGAAGAAUUGUCAUUUACAGCUGCUUCUGAUGUAUAUGCAUUUGGGACUGUCUGGUACGAGUUAUUAUGCGGAGAAUGGCCCUUUAAAGGACAACCUCCCGAAGCUAUAAUAUGGCAAGUCGGGAAAGGAAUGAAACAAACUUUGGCAAAUUUGCAAGCUUCUCGUGAUGUAAAGGACAUUUUGAUGCACUGUUGGUCAUACCACGCAGAAAAUCGUCCUGACUUUGCAAAGCUGUUAAGUACACUUGAAAAGCUGCCUCGCAAAAGGUUAGCACGUAGUCCCUCUCAUCCUAUACAUCUUUCUCGUUCUGCGGAAUCUGUGUUUUGA
Molecule: messenger RNA, 2977 nt
Organism: Odontomachus brunneus
Lineage: Eukaryota; Metazoa; Arthropoda; Insecta; Hymenoptera; Formicidae
Gene: ksr
Product: kinase suppressor of Ras 2
Exons: 16
Coding region: 278-2977 (899 amino acids)
Biological process (GO): protein phosphorylation
Molecular function (GO): ATP binding; protein kinase activity
Source: RefSeq, a predicted model, not a curated record